AUGUCAUAUUCGGCACCACAUUCACCUGCUGGUCGACAGCAAGAUUCCGACGUGGAUUCCAAUGUUUCCGCGUCAAGGCCAUCGCCUAACAAACUACAGCGACUACUUGAACUAAGCGCAGAGAGGGCCUCAUCGCUACCACCUCGACGUCUGUCAUCGCCAGCGAAGAACAUCUCACAGAUCCGGCCUCGCCUAAACGAGUACUACACCUUCGACCAUGCUGUUCAGCUUUUCAGACGCUCAAAGAACAUCAUCAUUUUGAGCGGGGCAGGAAUCUCGACCUCGCUAGGCGUUCCGGACUUCCGCUCGACAAAUGGUGUCUACAAUCUCCUGGUUGAUUCGAAAUAUGACGACCCCCAAGAGCUUUUCCACAUUGACAACUUCAAGAUGGAUCCGGGUGAAUUCUUCAAACAGGCUGCAAAAGUGUUUCCUAAAAUGCAAGGUCUCGUUCCAGCCAAUGGAGCCGAAAAAGACAGCGUUUCCUCUGAAGUUCCACUAGUUCCCAGGUACAGUGCAACCCAUGCAUUUAUCGCCUUGCUUCAGGCCAGAGGAAAACUUCUCACCAAUUACACCCAAAAUAUCGACGGGUUGGAAAUCGCGGCUGGCGUGGCUUCAGACAAGCUCAUACAAUGUCACGGGACGUUAUCCACCGCAUCCUGUAUGAGUUGUGGUAAGAGGGUUUCGGCCAGAAAAUACAUGGCCGUGGUACGACAAGGCAACAUUCCUUUUUGCAAAUGCUCACUUGAAGUUGACAAAAAAGGGGCAAAACAAAGAGGGCGAAGCGGGAAGAGAAAACGAAAGCGAGACGAACUUGAGGAUUCUGAUUCUGACAUGGAGGAGAGCCGUAGACCUUUUCCGAAAGGGUUGCUCAAGCCAGACAUGACCUUCUUCGGAGAACAUAUCUCGCAGUCCUACGCUCCUCGACUAAACAUCGACAAGACCAAAGUGGACCUGCUAGUUAUCAUCGGCACGUCCCUCAAAGUCGCGCCAGUCAAUGAUAUGCUCCUGGCCGUACCACCUACCGUACCGCAAAUCUGGAUCAGCAAAGAUCGAUGCCAACGGGAAGGAGUAAAGGUUGAUAUAGAACUCCUGGGUGAGUGUGACUUGAUCGUUGAGGAAAUUGCCCGACGGGCCGGAUGGACGGCGGCGUUGGAGAACCGACUAUGGAGUCCGCAAGCCGUGGAGAGCACUCAAAUCCCCUCUACCAAGACCAAGAUCCCUCGCAUGGAGUCGGAGGAAAAGGCCUCGAAACCAGACAAAGUCGACGAGGCCUUGCAGAUUCGCACCAGAUUGGAGCAGACGCCAGAGAAACUAGCCCCUACACUGGACAAUCCGCUCAUCAAAGUCAACGACGAAUUAGUCACCGCCGUCGAACUUGACUCCGGCCAAGAGGUUUUUGUGGAAAGCUCCGAGACCAAGAUGGACAGUUCCGAACAACAACGGCCUACUCUCACGCACCCACACACUUCAGCAACGAAGCCGAUCGGGGAAAAUGGCAAGACAGAACGCGCCAAAACCAAAGCCCCGCUUCCACCUUCAAAAGUGAAGAUUGAACUUGAGCUGGGGCAAAGGUCGAGGUGGUAUGUCCGAAGAUUGAGGUGA
Exophiala spinifera is the source of this 1602-nucleotide messenger RNA. RefSeq lists its product as uncharacterized. The record is from RefSeq and is a predicted model, not a curated record. Lineage: Eukaryota; Fungi; Ascomycota; Eurotiomycetes; Chaetothyriales; Herpotrichiellaceae. Gene Ontology annotation, molecular function: NAD+ binding. The transcript has a single exon. The coding region runs from base 1 to 1602 and encodes 533 amino acids.